GCGGGGCUCGGAGUCCAAUUGUUGCGGGUUCGAGUACGGGUUCGUGCCUCAGUGUUGUGACUUCGCGGCACGGUGGUGAGAGUGGACGUGGUUUCUUCUGUGUGCGUUUCGGAGCCUCCUCCUGUUGUGCCAAAGCAGAGCCUCCAAAGCGGUCAGACCUGCGCCUGGGGGUCCCGAAACAGUCGCGCGUUGAGGCAGUGCUUGGGAGCUCUGAGCGCUCUUGCAAUAUGAGCGGUAGACGGUUGUAACGGCUCCCUCCUCAGCCACCGAGAUCAAGAGCUCUGGGAGAUACGAAUAACACCAUUGCCUUGCCUUUGCCGCUUCGGAUCCUGAUGUCUUCACCUGAAUUUAAGGUUCUGUCACAAGAUGAACUCCGGAAAAGACUGUAUCAGACGUUCAAAAACCGAGGUGUUUUGGACACACUGAAGACACAACUUCGAAACCAGCUCAUACAUGAGCUAAUGAAUCCUGUUUUGAGUGGAAAAAUUCAGCUACAAACCGUUUCUAAUGACUGCAGUUCAUUGUUAAUUAGUGCCUCUAACAGCCUGGUGGCAGAUCACCUGCACAGAUGUGGAUAUGAAUAUUCACUAUCUGUCUUCUAUCCAGAAAGUGGAUUAGAAAAGGAUAAGCUGCUUACUAUGCAAGAUCUCCUGCAUCUGAUGAGGAUCAAUCCAAAGACAGAUCUUUAUAAAACACUGAUUUCAGCCUCUCAAAAGGACAAUGCAAAAGGUUUUCUUGUGCAGGUUUUAAUGGAGCUGAUAGAGCAUAAUCUCUGCAAGGAGACAUGUGACACAGGAACUCAGACAGGUCCCACGCCAUGUUACAAAGAAUCUCUUGCUGAGAAACUUCAACUGAUUGAUGAACAGUUUGCAGACAAGUAUCCUCAUCGCAACACAUUUGAGUCUUUAGAAGUAAAACUCAUUGAAUACAGAAAAGAAAUAGAAGAUCAGCUCCAAGCAGAAAUGGCUCAGAAGUUGCAUCAUUUCAAAGAGGUUGAAAUAGCUAAAAUUCAAAUGGAUGAAAGAGCACAAUCCCAGAAAGAAAUCUCAGAACUUCGCAGAGAAUUUGAAAAAGCUCACCAGGCUAAGUCAGAAGCUCUGACUUCACGUGAAAGGAAUGCUAUUUCAAGGCUUCAGAAGCAGCAAGAGAUUGAUGCCAGAGAGAUUUACGUACAAAGACAAAGUCUGCUGAAAGAUAUUGAAACCAUAAGAAGUCGAGAGGCAGAACUGAAGCAGAGAAUGGAAGCUUUUGACCUUGCUCAGAAGCUUCAAGAAUCAAAAAACAAAACUAUGGAAGAUGCUCUACGUUGUCGAGAGGUAGCUGUGAAGACUAUUGAGGAGACUUAUGAUCAGAAGCUAAAGAGUGAACUCCUGCAGUAUCAGCUGGAACUGAAGGAAGAAUACAUAGCCAGAACCAAGAAGAUUACUGAAGAAGAGAAAAAAAAUAAAGAGAGAGCUACGCUUUUACAGGACGAGGCAAUGUCUGUUGAGUCCAAAAAGGAAGAAUUCAAACAAGCUGUUUCACGUGCAAAAGAGCUUGAGCGGCAACUAGAUUCAGUCAAGGCUCAAGAUUUGCUGUUAAGUAAGCAGAAUCAGUUGCUGACUGAAAAACUGAAAGAAGUCUCAGAUUAUCCACUGCUAAAAGAGGAGAAAAUGGAGCUUCAGGUGCAGAUUAAGAUACUUCAACAGCAGUUGGAGGAGGCACGCAGUGACAACAUUCAACUCAGAGACAAGCUGACUCAGCCAUCUUCCGAAUAUACUGUCCUUCAAGCGGAGCUAAAAAGAAUAGAACAAGCUAGAAAACUCGAACAUGAUGAAUCUGAAACUCAUAAGCAAUUCCUGGAAAAGCAGUUACGAAAUGAGGUUGAUAAUUGUCUACAACUUAAAGCCCAGUUGUCAGAAUGUGAAAAUACCAUCAAGAAGUUAAACACACAAGUGGAAGACCUGAAGUUACAACUGAAGCAAACACAAACAGCACUACAGAAUGAAGUGUAUCGGAAUCCUAAACUGUCUUUGGUCAAUCGUUCUGUCAUUGACUUCACUGGUGACAAAACUGUGCCUCGCGAUAUUUAUAUGGAAGGUGCUUUCUUAACCUCUGUGCCUGUAACUGGUGAUAUCGGAAUGGGAAAUGCUGCAAAUCUGAAGCCUUGUCAUACCCUGAAGCCCACCACUUCACCAGAUUCUGAUUUAGAAUUUGUAGCUGAUACGAAGACUAGGAUCCAAGAACUGGAGAGGGAAGCUGAAUAUUUAGAAGAAGCCUACAGGAAUUACCAGCACAGAGUCAUUCAGAGCUGUGUUGGCCCAGCAAAGAUUCAGUCCUCUUCACCUUUAUCAAAAAACUUCAGUGUUUCUUCUGGGAGAAGACAUUGGCUUGCACAGGAUAACCUGCCUGCCCAGGACUUUGCCCUUAGUUAUCCAAAAAGUAAAAAAUAUAACUGGACACCAAGAAAUGAUUAUCAAUUAGAAAAUCAUCCGAUCUCCCCACAAAAGAAAGCUGUUUCUUCUAGGCGACUUUCUUCUACUCCAGUUUCCAAGACAAAGAGAAACAUUCGUAGUAGGCUGUUUUCUGAAGAUAUACCUGGGUCCUACCUUGAAGCAUCCCAUCAGUGUGCUGACAAGCCUCUCUCUCCUAUUAUAAGAACAGACAAUCCUUCCCCUGACUCUGUUUGUAUUACCUCAGCAGCUUCUUCCCCUGUGCUCCAUGAACAAAAGAUGAGUCUUCAUAAUCAGGGAGACUCUGCAAAGCCCAUGAAACUCAUGUAUGAAGACCUUGGAAGUCAGGAGUCUGCCAAUGAAUAUCAAGAGGACAUUCCAGAACAGCUCGAAAGCAAUGUGUCACAUCCAUCCGGGCGCAUUGUUAGCGGAAGCCAAGGCCCGGUCUCAGUACUUCCAACAGUUACUUCUCAGCAGGACACAAGUGGAGCAGAGCUAACAGCCUUAGGGACUCAAAGGCAACCUGAAGAACAACAAGAGGAGGAGGACAAAUGGGAAGAAGAAAGAAGGAGAAGGGAAGCAAGAAGGUCGCUUGAGAGACAAGAAGCCUUGGAAAGAGAACAAGCAGAACUUGAGAAACUGAAUGAAGAAAUGAAUAUGCAGGAGUCGGUGACAACUAAAGAGAGAACUCAAGAUGAAAAUGCAGAUGAACUGGAAGUGAGUCUGCAGAAAGCCGAAGACCAUGGUGGUGACGCUGUUCCUAACCCAUUGGAAAAAUACAUGAAAAUGGUUCAACAGAAUCAAGAGCAAGAGAUUGCGAACAAGACUUCCAAGAAAGAAGAUGUUGACAUAUCAUCAGAGAGACUCCCAGGAAGCGAAAGGGAGGACAGUUUUAGUGCUGCAGGCAGCCUUCAGGGAGAACCUGAUGAAGAUUUCUGGUGAACAUCAACCACCUGCCUAGAAAGAUGAAUGUAAGAAAAACUUCAUGUAGCAAAAUGCUAGAUAUCUGUAAUCUUGGAAAAGCUUUCACCUGCAUAAUUAACUGAAGAAGUACUGCAUCAGAAUAUAUUUUUAGCUGAUUGCAAGGUUGUUAUCUUUAUUUGAAUAUUUUAGUAGAGACAUCCCUUAUUAGGCAUAUAUACAUUUGAUAUAGUUAAAACAGUGCAGGAAAACAAAUAAACAUAAUAAAAUAAAGGCAUAUAGAGGUGUAAUGAAUUAAGCUAAUAUAAUGAUUCGUCAAGCCCCAUAUCUUGAGGUUGAAGAGUAUACAUCAGAGCAGGGAACUAACUAAAGAUACUUCUGAUGCAAGGUUGUUAUAAACUGUUGGACUUGAAUCACACUAUGAAAGACUAUGUUUACCUGAACAAAACUAGUGAGUCAGUGUGCUAACGUAUAAUUUCACCUGUUCAGAAUAUUCCAAAUUAGCAUGAGAACAGCCACUUUGAGUCUAUACUGGUCCAAUACUAACUAUCUUCCCCUAUCCCAGUAGAAUCACUACAAAUCACCAGUUUGACUUUUAAAAUCAACCAUGUUUAGUAAGACAGUAAGCAUGGGAAAUAACCUCUCAAUUUUCAGUUAAUUCAGAAGUGGUUGCUUCCUAGGGCUUAUGCUACAGUUUUGAUAAUGGGUCAUCAACCAUAUCUGUGAUAUUUUUAUAAGUUUUAUUUGUAUCAGGGCAUUGCUUGAAAACUUUUCUACUGUUGCAAUUUAUUUCAAGAAAUUAAAUAUUGACUGUGUUUACAAACAAGUGGAAUCCUUGUCUAUCGAAAUAAGUAGUACGUUUAAAAAUAAAAUAAAUAUGUACUAAUCAUU
Messenger RNA from Sphaerodactylus townsendi, 4244 nucleotides. It is a transcript of the gene OFD1, whose product is annotated as OFD1 centriole and centriolar satellite protein. Gene Ontology annotation, biological process: epithelial cilium movement involved in determination of left/right asymmetry. Gene Ontology annotation, molecular function: protein binding. Bases 333 to 3374 code for a protein of 1013 amino acids. The record is from RefSeq and is a predicted model, not a curated record. Gene Ontology annotation, cellular component: centrosome; ciliary basal body. Lineage: Eukaryota; Metazoa; Chordata; Lepidosauria; Squamata; Sphaerodactylidae. The transcript has 23 exons.